Molecule: messenger RNA, 2506 nt
Organism: Panicum virgatum (switchgrass)
Lineage: Eukaryota; Viridiplantae; Streptophyta; Magnoliopsida; Poales; Poaceae
Product: another transcription unit protein-like
Exons: 4
Coding region: 257-2230 (657 amino acids)
Source: RefSeq, a predicted model, not a curated record
GCGCCCGCGCGUGCGCCCCACGACGCCAGGCCACCACCUUCCCGCCGGCCGGCCCGGGGCAUCGCCUCCCCUCCCUGCCGCCCUCCCCCCACCACAAAGUCAAAAUCCGACCCCGAGAGCUAUAGCUGAGAGCCACCGCCACGUCCCAUUGCUUCCCACGCGCGCGCGUGCACAGGAGCCGGCCGACGUGACGACCAGACGAACCGCGUGCGCGAACGAGGCCGGCGCGGCGAUCGACGACCGACCGACCGGGACCAUGCCGCGCGGCCUCGGCUCCGGCGGCGAGGAGGCGGUGGACCUGUGGGCGAUGGCCGCCGAGCUGGAGCGGCAGUUCGCGGGGUACAAGCAGCGGCUCGCCGAGCGGGGCGGCAAGGCGGCGCGCGAGCGCGACGGCGACGCCGCCGCCGCCGCUUAUUACGACGGCACGGGCGGUGUCGGCGUGUACGAGGCGGCGGAGGCUGAUGAGGCGGGAGGCCGCGGCGGCGGCGGCGGCGGCAGCAGCGACGUGAGGGGGAGGAUGUACGAGGCGUACGUGCGGCGGAGGGACGAGCGGCUGCGGGAAGGGUGGCGCGCGCGCAUGGAGCGCAAGGAGGCCGAGGUCAAGGCGCUCUGGGCGCAGCUCGAGCUCACCGGCCGCGCCGGGGCUGGCGCCGAGAGGGCGCCCGGCGGCGACCCGACGCCGACCACGACGGACGGCGGCGCGGCCGCCGGAGACGAGAGGGAAACUGAGUGGAACGACGACGACAAGAGAAGGAGCUCGGACACUGCUCUUGCUCCGAGGAGGAUCACCGGCAAGAAGCACGCGCGGACCAGGAGCUUCUCGUCCUCCAUCACCACGAACAGGAACCGCUCCGACGUCGGGAGGCGGCGGGCGCUGUCGCAAGAACCGCCGCCGUCAGAGCCACACGCCUCCGCGGAAGGCAGGAAAGAUAACCGAGUGCGCCCGGCCGGCGGUGCGUCGACGGCGACAACCUCCGGGACGGCGAGACCUAAGACGUCCUUGCGUCGCAAGAACUCCGUCAGAGGACACGUCUCAGCGACGCCGGCGGGGCCCAAGCUGCCGCGCUCUCUGCCCCGACGGGCUAGCUCCGGCGGCCUCGAGGCUCUUAGCAGAGAGGCUGUUCUGCCGAUUGCCGAUGCGCCUGCGUCAGUGCAGAGCAGCUCGAGCGAGUGUGUUGCCCAUGGCGAAACCCCGAACGUUUCUCAGCCGAGGCCGUUCAUCGUCGAGGACGACAGCGGCGGCGGCUGUGCAGCGGACGAGCGAAGAGACGCCUCGCCGGAGUCAGAUCGCGGCGAGGUGGUCGAAGCUGCGUCAGAUGGCAAACCUGAAGCGAAAAACGCUGACGUCGAGGAACUCUGCGAAGAGAAGGUCGACGCCUCUCCUGACGAGCUUGGCAAUCCCAUUCCCAGCGGAGAGAUCACCAGUGACUCGGAGACCGAGCCGAGCUACGUCUACAUCAACAAGGACAACGCCGAGGAGCAAGCCAUGACGGUUCCUGAACCUUUGAAAUUGGCUGGUUCUUCGGAUGCCGCGCUAGAUUCAGACACGAGGACAAACGAAGAGAAUGGUGAAGGGAUGCCGGCACCAGCCGACGCCACCGCCGCGGAAAUCGCGACGACGAACGCCGAGGAAGCGCCGGCCAGAGAGAGCUCCGACGAGUCUUUGUUCUCUGUCAGGUCAGGGCUGAUGAGCGCGCGGCCAUCAUGCAGCUCUCGGGAUCAGUCCAUCGAGAGGCUGCUAGAAGCAGAUGCCGUCCUUCUGCGGAAGAAGCGCGAGGAGCGCGCCGAGAAGAGCACGCCGAAGACGCCGGGCAGCGCGGGGAGCAGGGCGGUCUCCGACGUGGUGCGGUCGCCGAGAGGUGCGGUGAGGGGAUUCAAAAAGUUCCUGAGCUUCGGCAAGAAGAACAGAGGCCGGGAGGUCACCGUCAUCGACUGCCCGUCGCCGUCUGUGCCCUCGCUGGCGGACGACGACAGCACGAGCGGAGGGUGGCAGUCCGCUGGUUCGAUCAAGCCCAGGAUGGGCUCCUCGGAUGCCGCCUUUGAUGAUAGGAAUGAUACAGACCAUGGCUACGCGGUGUCCCCACGAGUUUCAGCUGCUUGCUCUUUGCAAAGCCUUGUAGCUGCUUCUCCUGCAAAAUCUGAACUAGCUGAGAUAGUUCCACAAGAGAAAUCGCCCAAAGCUCCACGAUCAUUCUUCUCAUUUAGAUCGCUCAACUGUGGAAGGGGUUGAUUGAUUCAAGGCGUUGCCAGUGUAGCCGCUGUAAAUUCUAGAAAUAAAGGCUUCAAAAUUAGGUUGCUGAGUGAAAUCUGAUGAUGUAACUUGUGCUUUACGUGCUGUUUCCUUGUUGAUGCCGGUACGACUUCUGUGGAGUGAUCUGUUAUUCGGCCAGAUGUAUACAUUAACAGUAGAUUUACUGUUGUUUGUACAGAUCCAUCCCUUGUACUCAUGCAUAUGAAAGGCUAGAAAUGGAGAAGUUCUGAAUCUUCUCCAGUUUUUUCUGGUACA